Messenger RNA from Ornithorhynchus anatinus (platypus), 3939 nucleotides. It is a transcript of the gene ST14, whose product is annotated as ST14 transmembrane serine protease matriptase. The record is from RefSeq and is a predicted model, not a curated record. The transcript has 19 exons. Gene Ontology annotation, biological process: proteolysis; acrosome reaction. Gene Ontology annotation, cellular component: membrane. Lineage: Eukaryota; Metazoa; Chordata; Mammalia; Monotremata; Ornithorhynchidae. Bases 112 to 2709 code for a protein of 865 amino acids. Gene Ontology annotation, molecular function: serine-type endopeptidase activity; protein binding.
CUGGCCGUGCGGCCGCACCUUGAAACUACCUGGCGCGGAGGUGGAGCGGGAUCGGGAGCGGGAUCGGGAGCGGGAGGGGGAUCGUGCGGGCCCCGGGAGUCUGCAGCAGCGAUGCACAGCUCCGAGCCUCCGGCCAGGGGCCCCCGGGCCUCGAGGGGCAGCAGCCUCGGGGAGCUGAGCGCCGAUCUCCGCUACAAGCACCAGUCGCAGAUCAUGAACGGCUCGGAGGAGAUCGUGGAGUUCCUCCCUGUCAACAAUGGCAAGAAGAUGGAGAAGAGGGGCCCGAAGCGGUGGGUGAUGCUGCUGGUUGUCGUCACGGGCGCCCUGCUCCUCUCCCUCAUGGUGGGCUUCCUGGUGUGGCACUUCCAGUACCGGAAUGCAAAGGUGCAGAAGAUUUAUAAUGGCUACUUGAAGAUCACAAACAGGAACUUCGUGGACGCCUACGAGAACUCCAACUCCUCGGAGUUCGCCGAGCUGGCUGGGAAGGUCAAGGACACGCUGGAAGCAUUGUACGGUAGCGUCCCGGCUCUCGGCCCCUAUCACAAGACAUCUGUGGUGACCGCCUUCAGUGAGGGGAGCGUCAUAGCUUACUACUGGUCCGAGUUCAGAAUCCCCCAACACAAGGUGAAAGAUGCCGAAUGGGCCCUGAUGGGAGAGCGAGUCUUCCAAGUGCCCCCGAAAUCCCGAGCCCUGUCGACGCUCAGCGUGGGCUCCUUCGUGGCCUACCCGGUUGACCCCAGGACAGCCCAGACUUCCCUGGAUAACAGCUGCAGCUUCGCCCUGCACACCAAAGUGGGCGAGGUGACCCACUUCGCCACCCCGGGCUUCCCCGACAGCCCGUACCCGAACCGUGCCCGCUGCCAGUGGGUGCUGCGGGGGGACGCCGACCAGGUGCUGAGCCUCACCUUCCGGAGCUUCGACGUGGCGCCCUGCAACGAGAGGGAGAGCGACCUGGUCAAGGUGUACGACUCCCUGAGCCCCGUGGAGCCGCGGGCCGUGGUGGCGCUGUGCGGCGCCUACCCCCCGUCCUACAACCUGACCUUCCUGUCCUCCCAGAACGUCCUGCUGAUCACCCUGUUCACCAACACCCCGCUCCGACACCCUGGCUUCGCUGCCCAAUUCUUCCAGCUGCCCAAGAUGAGCAUGUGUGGCGGGUCUCUGAAUGAGGUGACAGGGACCUUCAGUAGCCCCUACUACCCAGGCCACUACCCGCCCAACAUCGACUGCAUCUGGAACAUCGAGGUGCCCAGCGGCAACAACGUGAAGGUGCGUUUCAAAAUGUUCUACUUGGUGGAGCCCCACGUGACCCUCGGCUCCUGCUCCAAAGACUUCGUGGAGGUCAACGGGGAGAAGUACUGUGGGGAGAAGCCCCCGUUCGUGGUGGCCAGCAGAAGCAACAAGAUGACUGUCUACUUCCAUUCGGACACAUCCUACACAGACACCGGCUUCUUGGCCGAAUACCUGUCCUACGACUCCAGCGACCCCUGCCCUGGCAUGUUCACCUGCAACACCGGCCGCUGCAUCAAGAAUGAUCUGCGCUGCGACGGUUGGGCCGACUGCACGGACUUCAGCGACGAGCUGCAAUGUGUGUGCAAUGCCACCCACCAGUUCACCUGCCAAAAUAAGUUCUGCAAGCCACUCUUUUGGGUGUGUGACUCGGUGAAUGACUGUGGGGACAACAGCGACGAGCUGCAGUGCGGUUGCUCGGCUCAGACCUUCAAAUGCCGCGACGACGGGAAGUGCAUCCCCGAGAGCAAGAAGUGCGACCGCCACAGGGACUGCGCGGAUGGCAGCGACGAGGCGGACUGUGGCGACGGCGCGGGGGCGGUCACCUGUCCCCAGAACAGCUAUAAGUGUCACAGCGGCGAGUGUGUGAGCAAGGCCAACCCCGAGUGUGACGGAAAGAAGGACUGCGGUGACGGCUCGGACGAGGAUCAGUGCGAAUGUGGGACCCGAUCCUUCAACAAGCAGUCCCGGAUCGUGGGGGGCCAGAACUCGGACGUGGGGGAGUGGCCUUGGCAGGUGAGCCUGCACGCCCAGGGCCAGGGACACCUGUGCGGAGCCUCACUCAUCUCUCCCAACUGGCUGGUCUCCGCUGCCCACUGCUUUGUGGAUGAUCUGAAGAUCAACAUGAGGUACUCGGACCCGUGGGUGUGGACGGCCUACCUGGGGCUGCACGACCAGCGUCAGCGGCAGGCCUCCACGGUCCAGGAGCGCAAGGUGAAGCGCGUCAUCCGCCACCGGCUCUUCAACGACUUCACUUUCGACCACGACAUCGCCGUGCUGGAGCUGGACCAGCCGGUCACCUACAGCAACUGGGUGCGCCCCGUCUGCCUGCCCGACGCCACCCACAGCCUACCUCCGGGCAAGGCCAUCUGGGUCACGGGCUGGGGCCUCACCGCUGAAGGAGGGACUGGAGCCGUGAUCCUGCAGAAGGGAGAGAUCCGGGUCAUCAACCAGACGGUCUGCCACCGCCUGCUGCCCCAGCAGAUCACCCCGCGCAUGGUGUGCGUGGGCUUCCUCAACGGGGGCGUGGAUGCCUGCCAGGGUGACUCGGGCGGCCCGCUCUCCAGCAUGGAAGACAACGGGCGGAUGUUCCUGGCCGGCGUGGUGAGCUGGGGCGAGGGCUGUGCCAGGCGAGACAAGCCGGGUGUCUAUACGCGGGUGCCCCAGCUGCGGGAUUGGAUUAAGGAGAUGACAGGCGUAUAGGACUUCUUCGUUCCACUCUUCCCUUCCUCCCCCUCUUCCUCCUCCUCCUCACACACUGCCCUCUGGAAGUGGAGCAGCAGCUCCAGAGAGCAACUGACCCAUGUCUCCUGCCGCAGCCCAACACCUGCCCUCUGCCCCAGCUGCCCCCCUGCCCUUUUCCCACCUUCCCCACCAGACUGAAAGAGCUGCCGUGCUUGGUCACCGACGUGCUCGGCCUGUGACCCCCAGCUCCGACAGAGCCCACAAAGAAGCAUCAGCCCGGAAGCUAUUUUGGAUCUUUGUGAGCAGCAGUUUGACUUGGUUGAAGGCUCGGGACCACAAGCGUUUCUCUGGACUGAUCCGGCCCCCGCGACGGUGGGUGAGGGGCAGGAUACACAGGGUCAACGAGAGACCGAGGGCCAGAGUUUUGUUUGUUUUGCCCUACCCCCUCUUCCCGGCACUCUGUGACCUGGGCUGCACUGGUCAGGUGAGUGCCUGGAGAGGCUGGCACCAUUUCUGAACUAGGGCCAGGCUGGGGGCGGCCGGCCCGCUCAGAUUCUCACUUCUGCUGGGGUCACCCCAGGGCUCAGUGCAGAGAGGAGGCAGAAGGAUUGUGCUCAGGACUGGCGAGCAUAUGGAUCCUCAAAUUCCCCAGGGGACCGGGCACCCUGGCUUCUGCCCUCUCAGAGCCAGGCAUCUGGGCAAAGAAGGAUUUGGAUGUGGGGUCGACAGGAGAAAAUGUGAUUUUUAUAUUUUUUAACUUAAAAUGCUUUCGAUCCCAUCGGCCGGAGUCCCGCUGGAAGGGGCCCCGCUGGCAGGGGUUGAGGGGCCGCAGCGCCCCUCCGCGGGCCUCUGGCUGGCCAAGAGGUGAUCUGGCCGCUCCUCUGCCUCUGGAUCCCGCCGGGGGAGACAGUGGACCCACCCAUCCCUGCACAGACACGGCUGGGGGGGCCGAGGCGUAUCCGGGCCAGGGCAGCCUGGCCCCUGGACCAGGGUCUGGAGUCCCCUUCACCCCCACUUGGCAGGAGAGACGAUGUGGAGGAACUGUGGAGGGUUUGGGGUGGGGAGGGGGAGGGUCUCCUUGGGGAGGAGUAUAGGAAUGAGUUUCAAGCUGAUUUUGGGUGAGCGUGCUCCCAGCUGUGUAUAUAACGUUGUAAAUACCUGUGCCCAUUGCCUCUCCCUUAGCCCCACCCCUGCCCCAGUUCUAGCUGGGAGUGGGAGGCAGCAGAGAACUGAAGGCCUGGGGAUUUG